AUGUCGGCCAAGCUCCGUAUCAUGGAACGGCCGUACGGCUGCACCACCUACAUGGUACGGUUCCUUCACCUGUCACCUGUAAUUAUACACAUACGGGCCCACGGCGGACAGGCAACGGUCGGUUGUCCUCACUGCGACUUCAGCUGUCUGGGACAAGAUCUUCUGAACAGGCACGUCAAGUAUAAACACGGUCACAUCGGCAGGGACGGCAAAUUGAAGUGUCAGUGGUGUCGGUACUCUACGAACAAUUCCAGCUGCAUGGCAAAGCACCGCCGUACACACACGGGAGAGCGGCCGUACCGCUGUGAUAUAUGUGACGAAACGUUUUCUCAGUUGGGUACCCUGACCCGCCACCGCCGUACACACACGGGAGAGCGGCCGCACCGCUGUGGUAUAUGUAAUAAAUCGUUUUCUGAGUCCAGUAAUCUGGCCGUCCACCGCCGCACACACACGGGAGAGCGGCCGUACCGCUGUGGUAUAUGUAAUAAAUCGUUUUCUGAGUCCAGUAAGCUGGCCGUCCACCGCCGCACACACACGGGAGAGCGGCCGUACCGCUGUGGUAUAUGUAAUAAAUCGUUUUCUGAGUCCAGUACUCUGGCCGUCCACCGCCGCACACACACGGGAGAGCGGCCGUACCGCUGUAAUGUGUGUCACAAAACGUUUACUGUACUAGGUAGUCUGAACAAGCACCGUCGUACACACACGGUAGAACGACCAUAUCGCUGUGACAUAUGUGGAAAGUUGUUUGCUAAUCUAGAUUUUCUUACCAGACACAGCCGUACACAUACGAAAGAGCGGCCGUACCGCUGUGAAACAUGUGGCAAAACGUUUGCUGAGCAAAGUAAGCUGACCCAGCACCGUCGUACACACACGGGAGAGCGGCCGUUCCGUUGUGAUAUAUGUGACAAAGCGUUUACACAGCUAGGUAGUCUGACCCGUCACCGCCGCACACACACGUGAGGACGGCCGAAUCGCUGCGAUGUGUGUGAACUGUGACAGGACAUUUUGUCGGCCAUCUAGCCUGGUUAACCCGCGCCCUGCUGGGGGGAUGUUCGAACCCCCCCCCCCUGCGGGUUUUCGCGAAUAUCUCAUCAUGCCCCCCCCCCCUAGCAGGGCUGAAAAUUCAGGACCCCAGCGGGGCUCGGGUUAACCCGCGCCCGGCUGGGGGUCCUGGAUUUCCACGCCCUGCUGGGGUGUGUGUGUUUGAACACCCCCCCCCCCUUCUAACUCGGCUCCUGGGCCACGUAGCGAUACGCGGAAGGCGGUGUUCGAAAGAGCGCCAAAAAUAAUGACGAAAUCACUUCGGUCACUUUUUUGGUCAGGUCAAAGUUCAGGUCACCAGAGGUCAUUGAAGGCAAAAUUUCGCCGAUUUUCAGGUCGAAUGUUGACAAUUUCCAGGAAGCCAACGCAUAACUAGGGAACGAAUAGAGCUAAAGCACCGCGUAAAAGCGCAUUCGAUAGCCCUAUUUCCGCCCUUUCUGAGUAAUUCUCUCAGAUUUGACCUAACGUCAACGGUUUUGCCUGCAGGGGGCAAAAACUGCAAAAUUAGCCGAUUUUUUCGGAAACAUUUUUUCUGCAAUUAUUUUUGACCCAAGCCUUCUACGAGCUUACUUUUACCGGCAUCGUGUUCCUCUCGUCAAGACGCAUCGAAUGAACUAUAACUUGACCUUGAAAGGUCAACUUGAAAAUUUGACCUCAGGUCAAGGUCAUGACCUGACCGGAAAGGGUCAUGUUGCAUAUCAGUCGAUCCGUAUCGUCGAGCUGAGCACAUCUAAGGCGUUUUCACCGCUCUAGCAUGCCUCUAUCAAAAGUUAUUUGCGAAAAACUGUUAGACACCAUUCGUGGCCUGAGAUGACCUCAGGGGCAUAAAUAGGGGUCACGGACACCAUUUUCAUGUUCAUUGUGUCUAAACCACUUGUAAUUCAGUGUUUGGGAGUGUUUAUAAUGUCUUCGUCCAAAAGAGGCGCAUUUCAAUUUUCUCCCAUUGACUUAUAAUGGGGAGGUCGCAAAAUUGACCUGACCUUAGGUCACCGAUAUCGAAAUUCCGAGAUAUGCAUUUGAUAGAUACUGUUACCCUAAUCAAUCGCUGAAAGUUUCAAAGCGAUCGGUCACUCGGUGUAGCUAUGGCAGACAUUGAAACUUUUUAUGAGGUGAGGUCACUUCAAGUGACCUGGUGACCUGACCUUGAAUGACCUUGGUCUGAAAUUUUAACAACAUGUGUAGAAUUGAUGUAUGAUAAGGUGUACCAAAAACAGUUUUUGAGAUAUUGGGAGAAAAAAAACACAAGGGGUGUUCAAACACCCCCCUCCCCCCAGCAGAGCGCGGGUUAAACAAUACCGGUGUCAUGCGCGCUGAUGAGUCUGAAGGGUUACACGGUGGUGCGGUACCGUCGAAAUGUCGGCCAAGCUCCGUAUCAUGGAACGGCCGUACGGCUGCACCACCUACAUGGUACGGUUCCUUCACCUGUCACCUGUAAUUAUACACAUACGGGCCCACGGUGUGCUAUAGAAACGUGUAAAUAUGAUACGUCGUGUAAAGAUUGUAUAUCAUCUACAUUUGUGAGCCGACUGUUUUGUAAUGUACGUGGUGGAGCAAACAUGGCUGGCAAUACAAUCGGAUGGAGAAAAUGGUCUGGUUUUGUUGGCGGAGAACAAUGGUCAUUGGUC
Molecule: messenger RNA, 2666 nt
Organism: Amphibalanus amphitrite
Lineage: Eukaryota; Metazoa; Arthropoda; Thecostraca; Balanomorpha; Balanidae
Product: zinc finger protein 525-like
Exons: 2
Coding region: 1-960 (319 amino acids)
Biological process (GO): regulation of transcription by RNA polymerase II
Molecular function (GO): RNA polymerase II cis-regulatory region sequence-specific DNA binding; DNA-binding transcription factor activity, RNA polymerase II-specific
Source: RefSeq, a predicted model, not a curated record